UAAAGUGAUUGAGGGGCGCGUAGCAGCACGUGUGCAGCUAGCCACUCCCUUUGCCCGUAGUCCCUAUCGGUUAGUGCUCCAGUGGAAGUCCUCAUAGCCGGAUGAAACACGCGUGCAGAAUUCAGGGAUAGAGGAAACUUUUUUCAUCUGAAGAGAUAUCUCCGGGAUUCUAUAUUGUCCUCCAGAGUGUAUUUAGGGGACAACAUUUCCAAUUCGGAGGGGGGACUGCUGAUUCCAAAAUGGAGGUGAAGACGUCACUUCUGGACAACAUGAUAGGGGUGGGGGACAUGGUCCUGCUAGAACCCCUCAACGAAGACUCCUUCAUCAUGAACCUGAGGAACCGCUUCGACCACAAUGAGAUCUAUACGUACAUCGGCAGUGUGGUGAUCUCCAUGAACCCCUACAGGUCUCUCCCCAUCUACACACCACAGAAGGUGGAGGAGUAUCGCAACAGGAACUUCUACGAGCUCAGCCCACACAUCUAUGCCCUGGCAGAUGAGGCCUACCGUUCUCUGAGGGACCAGGAUAAAGACCAGUGUAUCCUCAUCACAGGAGAGAGUGGAGCUGGAAAGACUGAGGCCAGUAAGCUGGUGAUGUCAUAUGUGGCGGCGGUGUGUGGGAAGGGCCAGGAGGUGAACAAGGUGAAGGAGCAGCUGCUGCAGUCCAAUCCUGUGCUGGAGGCUUUUGGGAAUGCUAAAACUAUGAGAAAUGACAACUCAUCCCGAUUUGGUAAAUACAUGGACAUUGAGUUUGACUUCAAGGGAGACCCUUUGGGUGGAGUUAUUAGCAACUAUCUACUGGAGAAGUCCAGGGUUUGCAAGCAGCCGAGAGGAGAGAGAAACUUCCACAUCUUCUACCAGCUUCUUUCUGGAGCCUCGGAUGACACCCUGAUGAAGCUGAAGUUGGACAGAGAUUUCAGUAAAUACAACUACCUGAGUCUGGAUUCAGCCAACGUCAAUGGGCUGGAUGAUGCAGCAAGCUUCAGGACCGUCAGGAAUGCCAUGCAGAUUGUGGGCUUCAUGGAGGCUGAGGUGCAGUCGGUUCUGGAGCUGGUGGCUGCCGUCCUCAAACUGGGGAACAUUGAGUUCAAACCAGAGUCCAGGGUCAACGGUUUUGACGAGAGCAGGGUCAAGGACAAGAAUGACCUGAAGGAGAUGUGUGAGCUGUUAGGGAUUGAGCAGUCUGUGCUGGAGAGGGCUUUCAGCUACCGCACCGUGGAAGCCAAGAUGGAGAAGAUGUCUACCACACUCAACGUGGCCCAGGCCUACUAUGCCCGUGAUGCCCUGGCCAAAAACCUCUACAGCCGUCUGUUCAGCUGGCUGGUCACCAGGAUCAAUGAAAGCAUCAAGGCUCAAGCAAAAACGCGCCACAAGGUGAUGGGCGUCCUGGACAUCUAUGGUUUUGAAAUCUUCGAGGACAACAGCUUUGAACAGUUCAUCAUCAACUACUGCAAUGAGAAACUGCAGCAGAUAUUCAUCGAACUGACGCUACGCGAAGAGCAGGAGGAGUAUAUCAGAGAGGACAUUGAAUGGACCAACAUAGAGUAUUUCAACAACGCCGUUAUCUGUGACCUCAUUGAGAAUAACCAGAAUGGAAUCUUGGCCAUGUUGGAUGAGGAGUGCCUGCGGCCAGGCACAGUGACUGACGACACCUUCCUAGACAAGCUGAACACCAUCUGUGCUGAGCACCAGCACUUCGAGAGCCGCCUCAACAAGAACUCCAAGUUCCUGACAGACCACAGCCUGCCACACAGCUGCUUCCGCAUCCAACAUUAUGCUGGGAAGGUGCUGUACCGUGUGGAGGGCUUUGUAGACAAGAACAAUGACCUGCUGUACAGAGACCUGUCCCAGGCCAUGUACAAGGCCACCCACAGCCUGAUGAGACAGCUGUUUCCUGAGGGAAACCCUGCUAAGGUCAACCUGAAGAGACCCCCCACUGCAGGCUUCCAGUUCAAGGCCUCUGUAGGGGUACUCAUGAAGAACCUGCAGACCAAAAACCCCAACUACAUCAGGUGCAUCAAGCCCAACGAUAAGAAGGUAGCCCACAUCUUCACCGACUCACUGGUGUGUCACCAGGUGCGUUACCUGGGCCUGGUGGAGAAUGUGCGCGUGAGGAGGGCUGGCUACGCCUUCCGCCAGCCCUAUGAGUCCUGUCUGGAGCGAUACAAGAUGCUCUGCAAGAAGACCUGGCCCCAGUGGAGAGGACCCGCCAGGGACGGAGUGGAGGUGCUGCUGACAGAUUGUUCUGUUCCAACUGAGGAGUUUGCCUACGGACGCUCCAAGAUCUUCAUCAGGAACCCCAGAACGCUGUUCACUCUGGAGGAGAGGAGGGGGGCGUGUCUGGAGGACCUGGCCACCCUGAUCCAGAAGAUCUACCGGGGGUGGAAGUCUCGUACUCACUUUCUGCUGCUGAAGAAGAGCCAGGUGGUGGUGGCAGCCUGGUACCGCAGAUAUGCACAACAAAAUAAAUAUCAGAAGAUCAAGAGUGCUACACUAGUGAUGCAGUCCUUCAUCAGAGGGUGGAAGGCCCGCAACAUCUUGCGGCAACUGAAAUACGAGAAGAGAUGCAAGGAGGCUGUGACUACCAUUGCAGCGUACUGGCACGGGACUCAGGCUCGGAUGGAGCUGUGGCGCCUAAAGACGGAGGCGCGGAAUAAGCGUGCCGUGUCUGUCAUAUGGGCAUACUGGCAGGGGACCAAGGCACGCAGGGAGCUGAGGCGCCUGAAGGAGGAGGCCAGGCGUAAGCACGCCGUCGCCAUCAUUUGGGCCUACUGGCUGGGACUCCAGGUCCGCCGGGAGUACAGGAAGUUCUUUAGGGCCAACGCUGGCAAGAAGAUCUACGACUUCACCAUCCAGAGAAUCAUGCAGAAGUACUUCCUUGGUCUGAAGACCACUACAAUGUCCCCUAUGGACAACACCUGGCCGGCAAAGCCUUAUGGCUUCCUGGAGGGAGCUCACACUCAGCUCAGGAGGAUCUUCCACCUCUGGAGGUGCAAGAAAUACCGGGGUCAGUUCACAGAGGAGAAGAAGGCUGUGUAUGAGGAGAAACUUGAAGCCAGUGAGAUCUUCAAGGACAAGAAGGCUCUGUACCCCAGCAGUGUCAGCCAGCCUUUCAAGGGAGACUAUCUGGAGAUCCAGAAGAACCCCAAGUACCAGAAGCUGAACAGUGCUAUGGAGGAGAAGGUGCUACUGGCUGACUUGGUGAACAAGAUCAACAGGGCCAACGGCAAGGGGUCGCCGAGGCUCUUCCUGCUGACCAAAAGCAACUUUGUCCUGGCUGACCAGAAGACGGGCCAGGUGAAGGCCAGCGUGCCGCUGCCAGACCUCGCUAGCGUGUCGGUCAGCACCCAGAGUGACGGCUUCUUCGCCCUCAAGCUCAAAGAGGGCUCUGCUUCAGCUUCCAAAGGUGACUUCCUGCUGAGCAGUGAGCAUCUUAUAGAGAUCAUCACCAAACUCCACCGUAUAGGGACCACUGCUGCAGACAGGGACCAGAUCAACAUUGACAUCUCAGACGAGUUCCUGGUGCAGUUCAAGCAGGACAAGGUGUGUGUGAAGUUCAUCCAGGGGGGGCCUAAGAACGGAAACAGUGCUGCCUGCAAACGCAAGAACAACCGCCUACUGGAGGUGUCUGUGCCAUCACCAUAGAGAUGACACAGCCUCCUAUAAUACUUAGUUGUCAUGACGGUUCACAAUCAGGCCUAACCUCCAGCCCCCGCCCCCAAUGACUGUGCAAUUACUCUGCUUUUAGUUUUUUGUUGUUUCCUCUAUUCAGAAUCCUUGCAUCACUGUAAUAUUUAACUGCGCUGACACUUUUGGUAGAGAGUGAAAGACCCAUAGGAUUGCAUGGCGAUAGGGUUAUAGGUGAGAAAGAUUGGAAAAAAUGUAUUUUACUAGUUUUAAAAGAUGUGGGUGUAAGAAAGAAGUGCUCUCUUGUCAAUGGAGCACAAGAUAUCUCCAGUCAGAUGAUACUGAUUGUUGAGCUUGGGAAAGCUAAUAUGCAGGCUGUGUGGUAUCAAGCCAUACCCAUAUUCAGAGAUCUGUAAAGGGCAAAGAAAGAAAGUGCUGACAAGACACACCCCUGCACUAGAUUUGGGUCCUCAUCGGUUUAUCUGUUUAAGCUCUUAAAUGGCAACUCAAUAGAUCAACGAUGACCAGAGAGCUUUCAGGAUUGCUCUAAAGUUUUCUCUGAAAGUUAAACUAUGACUGCACUUGUAAUGUUCACCUGGGUGAGUUAAAAUUUGAAAAGAUAGUGAUUAAUAGUCAAAAUAUUAUCUGGGUUGUUUUUGUUUUCCUUUGCUGACACUUACACAACUGACUACAGUGGGUGGUCAAGUACAAGAAUCAACACUUGUCAAAUGUGAUUUGCCAAGUGAUCGAUUGGUAACCACUUAGUAUCCAUAAUAACUCUCGUGUGCCAUUCAGCCACCCUACUCUGUGAGGUGCCAUGACAUGCUGCAUGUAUCCAUCUGUAGUCAUCUAGUCAGGUCUUGGACACUAACAAAAAAACAAAAAGUUGAAGGGUCCCUACUCAGUUUAUAAGUAAAUGCCAAAAAAAAAGUUGAAAGGGGGCCUCAAUCAACCAGGACCAAGACUUUAUUUGAAAACACUGCACAAUUUUCUCACUCUCCAGUUGUCCUUAAAGUACUUUACAUCUCUAAACUUUACCACAGGAAUUGAGAUGGACCCUAGGGUUCCCAAGUCUACCUUGAUAACUAUCCCAGAUUCAAUGCUGAUCAGUCUUUUUAGAGCCACAAGGCUGCUUGUUUUCAAUGGUCCUCUUGUUUGAAAUUGAAGGGAAAUGGAACUCUUUGCCUACAACGCUGCCUAGGCUAGGCUACACCAUCUCAAGCAUCCCUCCACGCUUUGGCAUGGGAGUAAUAAAAUAGUAAGAGGAUGCAGCAUGGCAACAGACAGGACAUAAGAUUGAGUCCUACAUUCUGUGACUGACAUUGCUCAAACGCAUGCUGUAGAGAAACACUCACUUACUGACUGUAUCAUACACAUCAAAACAGACCCAGCAUGGAUGGAGUAUGUACAGAUACAUUAUAGUGUCCUCAUGCUAGUUCUCUUAUUGCUGUGCUGCAGAAAUAUAUAGAUUUGCCAUUGCAAUGUGGGCUGUUUAUAUAUAUUUUUUGUUGCCCCACUCUGGCUAAUAAUAAAUGCAGUGUUUUUCUUGGGAUUGUGCGUAUGGCCAUGUAGUAUAUUCUUGGGAUGUUUUUUUCAGAAAUCUAGCAAUCACAGCUUCACUGUCUGCUCUGCCUGUGUAUGAAUGUGAUAUACUUUACACACACACACACACAAGCCAAUGUCACUUCAGUCAUUGCUCUAUUUGGAAGUAUAUUUAAUUAUAUUCUUUAUCGGGAUGUUUUAGUGGGGGGUUUUGUACUGUUGACUUCAAGGUUAAACCAAUGGGGUUCUCUGGUGGUGGCAAUAUGGAGGUGGAAGCUCAGCCAAACUGCUCUAGAUCACAUACCUAUAGAUUACUGGUGUACCUUAAAAUAAAUAACUUUUUUACACGUUUUUGUAAUUCCACGGGUGGACUUGAGGAAUGAUUGUUGUUUUUUCCUUCCACGGGGGAAGAUGUUGAACUGAGUCGAUGCAUGUUUGUGCUUCUCAGUUCUGUACAGUUUGAGAUUUCAAUGCAGUUUGCUAUAACCACCUCUGUGUUUGUAUUUGAAGUAAAAUACGAAAAUAAACUCAAUGAUGUAUGCAUUCUUGUUGUGUGCCUAAUGUAUCCUGCGCUGCGAGAUAGAGAACAUGGAAGUGUUUCAGUCCUCAAUGUAACAAAUUUACAAGUAAUUCUUUUCAAAUUAAAAAAGCAAUAAAUAAA
This is a messenger RNA of Oncorhynchus nerka (sockeye salmon), 5829 nucleotides long. Its product is annotated as unconventional myosin-Ib-like. Gene Ontology annotation, molecular function: ATP binding; actin filament binding; microfilament motor activity. The coding region runs from base 240 to 3644 and encodes 1134 amino acids. Lineage: Eukaryota; Metazoa; Chordata; Actinopteri; Salmoniformes; Salmonidae. Gene Ontology annotation, biological process: vesicle transport along actin filament; actin filament organization. The record is from RefSeq and is a predicted model, not a curated record. Gene Ontology annotation, cellular component: myosin complex; vesicle; microvillus. The transcript is spliced from 31 exons.